AUGUCGGUUCUCGAUCUAUCCCCUUUCGCUGUGGUCAACACAAUCUUACUGGGCCUGGUUCUGUGUUUGAUCUCAGCAGCAUUCUACAAUGUCUUCUUCCAUCCUCUUAGAAAUUACCCCGGCCCCCGUUUUUUGGCCGCGAGUGGACUCCCGAGUGCCUAUGGGAAGAUAACAGGCGGAUUCUCACUUUGGACACUAGACCUUCAUAAAAAAUACGGACCCGUCGUCCGCAUGGCUCCAAAUGAGCUGAGCUACUCGAAUUCAUCCUCUUGGCAAGAUAUCUACGCAAGCAACUCAGCUCGGCCAAACGGUAUGCCACGCGACACAUCUUUCUUCGCAUCAAUAGAAGACGAGAACGCGGUCCCUUCACUGGUGACCGCCAGCGACAAAGAUCAUUCUAGAAUCCGCUCUAACUUUGCGAAGGCGUUCUCGGAGCAGGCUCUGGCCCAACAACGUCCCUUGAUCAUCGGACAUGUGAAUACUCUGAUGAAAAAGCUACACGAAGUACACCAUGAAGACAUCAACAUAGUCAAUAUGUUCAACUUUACGAUCGCUGAUAUUCUGGCCAACCUCUCGUUCGGAGAACCCAUGCAUUUGCUCAACGACGAAACCCAUCGAGCUUGGGUUCACAAUCAAUUCGGCUGUGUACGAAGCUCUCGAAUUCUAGCAACGCUUACAGAUUUUCCCAUCUUCCGGGCAAUCUUCCACGUAACGCUUUCUGGCUUGGUGAAACGAGCCCGCGUCACUUACUUCGGGGGAGAGAAAGGAUUGACGGAGCCCGAGCUACGGUCCAAUCUACCCCUGAUACUAUUUGCCGGGCUUGACACACUAUCCGCCGCGCUGAGUGGACUUGUAGCGUUCCUUGUAGAGGCGCCAGAGACUCUUCAGCAGUUGCAAGACGAAGUUCGUUCAACAUUCCCAGAGAGCUCAGCCAUCGAUGCUCCGACGAUGAAAAACAUGAAAUUACUCAACGCGUGCAUCAAUGAGAUACUGCGGAUCUACCCCGGCGCACCGGGCGAAUUCCCUCGUGUAGUGCCUGCCGGGGGUGCCAUGAUCUCCGGGAAGUGGGUUCCGGCAGGCAUUCGAGUGUACACAUCUCCGUUGGGGGCAUUCCGCUCUCCUGCCAACUUCCACGACCCGGAUUCAUUCCAUCCCGAGCGGUGGUAUACAGAGACGGACGAGAAGUUCUCCGCCGAUGAUAGAAAUGCAUGCAAACCGUUUUCCAUCGGUACCAGCGAUUGCGUCGGUCAAAGAAUGGCCAAGUACUUGUUGCAAUAUAUCGUUUGUGAGUUGAUCUUGCAAUUCGACAUCAAGGCACGCGGAGAUAGCAAGGCGUGGUUUUCCAAGCAAGGGAUCUGGACAGCUUGGGACAAACCGCCCCUGAUGGUGAAGUUGACUCCAGUAAAAGCCCUUUGA
Messenger RNA from Penicillium soppii, 1416 nucleotides. RefSeq names its product cytochrome P450. Gene Ontology annotation, molecular function: heme binding; monooxygenase activity; oxidoreductase activity, acting on paired donors, with incorporation or reduction of molecular oxygen. NCBI's taxonomy places the organism in Eukaryota, Fungi, Ascomycota, Eurotiomycetes, Eurotiales, Aspergillaceae. The record is from RefSeq and is a predicted model, not a curated record. The transcript has 4 exons. Bases 1 to 1416 code for a protein of 471 amino acids.